AUGUUUUUGAUAGGAAGAUCCAACCAGGCAAGUGCAGUUUGUGGGCGAAAUAUCAAUGAUCCUGAUUACGAUCCAAUUGAUUAUGUCACUUCAGAUUCAGAUUCAGAUUCAGACUCUGAAGAAGAAGGAAUGCAAAUUGAAAAUGAAUUUGCUAUUGAUUCACAACACGAGCCAGCACCCAACAACAAUUUGGAACCUGUCGAAGAAAAAGUUACAAUAGAAAACGCAAGAAGAGACCAAUUGAGGAACUUCAGUGGAAAUACUUAA
Molecule: messenger RNA, 267 nt
Organism: Lodderomyces theae
Lineage: Eukaryota; Fungi; Ascomycota; Pichiomycetes; Serinales; Debaryomycetaceae
Exons: 2
Coding region: 1-267 (88 amino acids)
Source: RefSeq, a predicted model, not a curated record